Morone saxatilis (striped sea-bass) is the source of this 1594-nucleotide messenger RNA. It is a transcript of the gene mrps30, whose product is annotated as mitochondrial ribosomal protein S30. The record is from RefSeq and is a predicted model, not a curated record. Gene Ontology annotation, cellular component: mitochondrion; ribosome; mitochondrial large ribosomal subunit. The coding region runs from base 33 to 1316 and encodes 427 amino acids. Gene Ontology annotation, biological process: translation. NCBI's taxonomy places the organism in Eukaryota, Metazoa, Chordata, Actinopteri, Moronidae. Gene Ontology annotation, molecular function: structural constituent of ribosome. The transcript is spliced from 5 exons.
ACGGAACAACAAGUUGAAGUCACAAGAGAAACAUGGCGGCCCGCACACGACUGCCCUUGCUGUUCCCCAAAAACCUGCCUCCGUUUAGAAACCAAAGGCUUGUCCACGCCGAAGCUGCGGUCAAGGAGCCCGCGUAUCCCCCCGUCGUCCCCUCCGUCACGGCUAAAAGCAAAUCGGCCCUGCGGCAAAAGGCUCAGCAACAUGUGCAGAAGAUACGAGCCUCCCCGGUGGAGGAGAAGCUCUCCCUCGUCACUCGCAUCCAGCGGAAGAAAUUUGUGGUUUACCCUCAGACUUUCGCACGGAACGCCGACAGAUGGUACCAGCACUUUACCAAGACCGCAUAUAUCCCGGGUCUGCCCGAGAAGUUCACCCUGAGCGCGGCGGAAGAGAGCUCUCCGCCGGCCGCAGCUCAAAGCACAGUGCCCGGGGUGGAAGGGGGUGCGUUUGGGGACAUCCGCUCCUUGGUCAGUCGUGUGAUUUUACAGGAGCACUGGCACAUAAAGAAACGUAGAGCUUUUCUGUACAAAGAGCAGGAGCAGAUCGUUGGACCUAUGCUGAGAAACCUGGUGACUGGACUCACCUACAGUCUGCUCCAACACAACCCACUGUUCCUCCUCUCCAGUCUGGAUGUUAAUCCCCAGGUUAACUUUUAUUGGAGGAGAGGAGAGAGAAUCAUCCCAAGGGGUCACCGGAGGGGCCGGCUAGAGCCAACCAGGUUCCAGAUUGACGACCACCCGCACAGUCAGAUUAGGAUAACCCAACAACUGCCACAGUUUGCCCCACUGGAGGCGUCCUAUGCAGCUGAAGUUCCAGAGAUCACAAUAGCUCCAAACAUGAUGCCUCUGUUCAGAAGACAGUAUGACAACAAUAUAUUUACAGGGGCCAAGUUACCAGACCCGGCGUGCUACGGUCACACUCAGUUCCACCUGGUGCCUGAUCGAUACCACAGAGACCGGAUGGCUCGGCGGGAAGAGUCCGAUCAGGUGGAGGUCUUUCUCAGAGCCAACGGACUCGCCAGCCUUUUUGCCUGGACAGGAGCUCAGGCCAUGUACCAGGGUUUCUGGAACCACGAGGACGUCACCAGGCCUUUCGUGUCCCAGGCUGUGAUCACAGACGGCCAGUUCUACUCCUUCUUCUGCUACCAGCUCAACACAGUGGCCCUCUCCGUGGAGACGGAUGCCAACAACCCCAGGAAAAACCUUCUGUGGGGCACAGAGAGCCUGCGCCUGUACGAGGGUGUGAAGGACGGAGAGGUGGUGGGUCUGAACGACGAUGUCAUCAAGCUUUUAGUUCAGUUCCUCAUGAACCAGCCGUAAAGUUCUCCAGGUUUCUGUUUUUGUGUCCGUCUGCCUUUUGAAAAAUGUCUUUCCCCUUGAGUCUGUCUUCUCCAAGGCAUUGAAAGAAGCAAGAAAUCAAGAUAAAGAGGUUUUAAAGAGCCCAACAUGACAGACAUGAGGAAGCUGUGGUAGAUUGUAUAAAAUGUAAUAUUCAAGAAUAAAAACAUAAAAAAAUUAAUGUAUUAUAAUAAAUAAUACUAAUUAUUAUUAUUAUUGUGCAGAUGUAUGCAAAAAUAAAACCAUGCUUUUCAGAUUGA